Messenger RNA from Sesamum indicum (sesame), 1367 nucleotides. Lineage: Eukaryota; Viridiplantae; Streptophyta; Magnoliopsida; Lamiales; Pedaliaceae. The record is from RefSeq and is a predicted model, not a curated record.
UAUGGUGCAAUUCCUCCCAAACAACAAAAAUGGAAGUAAAAUAGAUCAAAAUACGAAUGAUAAGAAAUCAAAACCGUGGUACAUUACCCGCGAUCAUAGUGAAAAAACAAAUAUGUUUCUUGGUUCUAAUUGACCAUUCUAUUUUUUCGUCCUCUCCAUCCCUACUUUUUUCUUUCCAUUUUCUGGGAUAAAAUUGGUGCCUUACUUUCCUAAAUAUUCGACGGUGCUCUGCUGUUGUUUCAACGAUGCAUGAGGAACCAAACCAAUCAUUGCCACUGAAAACCAAAGGUUUCGCAUUCACACCACCGCCCCUCCGAUUCUACCCAUCACAUAUAUUUCUCAUAAAAAUUAAACAAAACUUAAAAAAAAAAAAAAAGAGUCAACCAAGCCGGAGAGGAAAUUCAGAUAUCUUUCUCCUCUUCUUGAUCUCCUCUCUUUUGAACUUGAAGAAUCCAUAAGAAAAAAAGGUUUCUUCCAUUACAAAGAAGAAAGAAACGUAACGAUGUCGACUAAGGUGAAAGGCCUCUUCAAAGGCCUCAGAUACAUUUCCCAGAUAUUCGAGGAAGACAAAGAACAAGACAUGCAGAUUGGUCUUCCCACAGAUGUAAAGCAUGUCGCUCACAUAGGAUGGGAUGGACCGUCGGUUGAUGCCCCAAGUUGGAUGAAAGAGUUUAAAUCUGCACCGCUCGAACUCAAUGGAGAAACUAGAGAGGACCCUGAUAUCAAAUGGGUUUCUGAAGAUUCAAGGAGAAGCAUCAGAUCAACAGAUUCUCCGGGAAGUGACCCCCCUGAGGCGCCAAAACCCUCCAGGCGCCACCACUCAGCAGACGGCAGCCCUGGUGGCUCACCAAAGAAGAAAGAUCCUUCUACAAAAUCAAGGCAACCUAAGAGAAACCAGUCCACUACGACGGAAGGCAGCACUAGGUCCGCUCGCCAGCUACAAGAAUCAAGCCAGGGGUCCGAUUCACCAUCAAGGCCGGAUAUCCCCAAGAAAACACGUAGAAAGAAGUCCAAGGAGGCGGUCAAUGGUGGUGGAUCAACUCGAUCAAGAUCCAAACUCAACUCCAGUGCCAGCGCUUCUAAUGGGACAUCCGAUGCUGGACCCAAUAACGAGCAAUCAGAUCCCAACCCAAGUGUAAAUGAUAAUGAGAAGGAAAGAAGAGUAAUUUCUGAAGAGUAGAGAUAUAUGUUGGUUUUUUGUUUGCUUUGUUUUGGUUUUACAUUUAUCCAUAAUCAUUUCUGUUUUUGUCCUAGAUAGCUAGAGAGCUCACUCAGUCGAGGAAAAUUUUUUAGACAACCAUGAUUAUGAUGAUGAUGAUGAUCCCUUGUGUAAACCAACCAUGAACUUCUGUUCUUUUUUUCUUUUU